Molecule: messenger RNA, 1326 nt
Organism: Phycomyces blakesleeanus NRRL 1555(-)
Lineage: Eukaryota; Fungi; Mucoromycota; Mucoromycetes; Mucorales; Phycomycetaceae
Exons: 10
Biological process (GO): regulation of membrane potential; sodium ion export across plasma membrane; proton export across plasma membrane
Cellular component (GO): plasma membrane
Molecular function (GO): sodium:proton antiporter activity
Source: RefSeq, a predicted model, not a curated record
AUGUCCGUCGAUCUUAUACCCGGCGAAUUUACGACGUUUUCCGUGGCGAUCGCCAUCUUAAGCGGUUUUAUUAUUUUCUUUGGUUACGUCUCCAUGUUCCUUAAAGAGAGACUUUUCCUCUCUGAAGCACUUGUUGCGGUCAUAGUAGGAAUUAUUGCAGGACCAUUAGUGACAAACGGAAUUAAUCCUUAUAGUUGGAGAGAUAACGAUGAGAUCACAAAACAGCUCACUCGGUGCAUUAUAGCCAUUCAAGUUAUGGCUGUAGGGAUUGAAUUACCAAAACAUUACAUGAAAAAAGAUUGGAAGACAAUGAUCAUUUUACUUCUUCCUGUGAUGAUUGUGAUGUGGAUGGUCAGUGGGCUCAUUAUCUGGUGGAUGGUCCCAACAAUUAAUUAUAUCGAAGCACUUGUAAUAUCAGCCUGUAUUUGCCCAACCGAUCCUAUCUUGGCAAAUUCAGUCGUCAAGGGACGGUUUGCGGAGAAGCAUGUCCCUUCACACAUCCGCAAUGCAUUAUCUGCAGAAAGUGGUGCGAACGAUGGCAUGGGAUUUCCAUUUCUUUUUCUGGCUAUCUUCAUUAUUGGCGAAGAUGAUGUCGGCCAGGCGGUUGGGAAAUGGAUUUACGAAACGUGUCUCUUUCAGAUAGCACUUUCGUGUGUCAUUGGCGUCAUUGUCGGCUGGGCCGCACGCAAAGCAUUACAAUGGUCCGAGCGAAAUCAUCUCAUCGAUAAACCCUCUUUCCUGUCUUUUGCUAUCGCAUUGGCUCUAUUUCUUAUGAGCAUGACAGGAUUUUCCGGAAGUGAUGAUGUCCUGGCCUGCUUUGUUGCUGGGAAUGCAUUUUCGUGGGACGACUGGUUCAGACAGGAAACGGAAGAAGCCCAUUUUCAGGAUGUGAUUGAUAUGAUGCUCAACCUCGCAAUAUUUGUGUAUAUUGGUGCCAUUAUUCCCUGGUCUGAUUUUGGUAAUGCCGAGCUGGGCCUAUCCGCAUGGCGACUGGUGGCCAUGGCCAUUCUAAUAUUACUCUUUCGCCGCCUUCCAAUUGUCGUAUUACUCAAACCUGUUAUGCCAGCAAUGAAAACUUACCAAGAGGCUGUUUUUACAGGCUGGUUUGGUCCCAUGGGAGUUGGUGCUGUGUUCUUAUCCAAGAUCGCAAAAGAAGAAUUAAUGAAAGUUUACACAAAUCAAGAAGAGCCAAUAUCUGUAAAGGUUAUCAACCCAAUUGUGCUAUUUAUUGUUCUAUCAUCGGUAGUCGUUCACGGCACGACGAUUCCGUUAUUUAAGCUUGGUAAGAGUAUCCAGACACGUACCCUUUCGAUCUCAAGCAUUACC